AGAGGAAAGAGUUAAGAUAUUUCUUUAUUUUUAACUUUUUUAUUUAAUUCAAUAGAUUGUUAUAAUAUUUCAAUGUGAUAUCUCUCUUCCUUCCGCCUUCGCUGAAUUCUAUCUUCCACCCACAAAGCCAAACAAUAAACUGUUUACUUUUCCCUCAAAACAAAUUGUUGUGAAUUAAUUUAUAGUUUGUUGCUCUUCAAUUUUACAGUCUCAGAGGAGAAUAUUUCAGGGAACAACGGAGGAAUUGAGUUUCAGAUCAACGAUGAUUUACCAUUUUGGAAAUUAAAGCGGAGAUCUCAUAACACGACAGUGAGCAAUGCUGGGAUUUUCAUAUGGAGAAAUAUUUCUGUUGCUUGGAGCCACUGCUGCUCUGAUAGGUCCAAAGGAUUUACCAAUCAUAUCCAGAACAGCAGGAAGGCUAGCUGGUCGAGCUAUUGGAUACGUACAAUUGGCUCGUGGUCAGUUUGAUACCGUUAUGCAGCAAUCUCAAGCUCGCCAGGUUCAUAAGGAACUCCAAGACACAAUGGCUCAGUUAGAUGCUAUUCGGCAUGAAAUUCGAAGUAUAUCAAUCAUAAAUCCUGGUCCUUUGUCACGGAGGCUUGUAGAUAAUACUGACCAGAGAUCUAUCUCUAAUGACAAUAGAAAACCAGAAGAUUCUGAAGACAAUAACUCGAUCCCCACUGUUAUCAAGGAUUCAACUCCAUUGUUAUCCAAUUCAUGCAAUUUGCAAAGUCAAGCAACUAUGUAUGCCAGAUUGGCAGAGUCCCCUGCCAUAAAGAAUGAUUUAUCAGCAAGUAGUGCUGAAGUUGAGAAGAUUAAAGAUGAAGUACAGCUCACUGUCUUACCAAUUUCUGCUGAAAAUGCUGGACUAUUACCAAAUCGUGGGGCUGAUGUGAAAGGAUCUGACAUAGUUCUAGAAGCAGUUUUGGAGGCAGAGGUAGCUCAUAAUGCAAAGGAAUUCUUUUCACAGCCCCAAAAUCAAAUAUGAUUGAUAUGGUAAUCCUACAUAGUACUUUAUAUUCUGGAUGUUAAAUGUACUUAAUUUGUAGUUUUUGUAAAUACAAAAAUAAUACGUAUUAGAAAUUUAGAAUAGAUUUUAUAUUGAAAGUAUUGAUUCUUGAAUUUUCUUUUCUAGUUGUUCAGGGUAGAAAAUUUGUUGGGAGUCUUUGGGCUUAAGAUUAUAAAAACAUCUUUUUUUGUCUUAUGUAUAAAUCUCCCUUAACCUAUGAAAUAACAUAACAUU
Abrus precatorius (Indian licorice) is the source of this 1243-nucleotide messenger RNA. RefSeq lists its product as uncharacterized. Lineage: Eukaryota; Viridiplantae; Streptophyta; Magnoliopsida; Fabales; Fabaceae. The record is from RefSeq and is a predicted model, not a curated record. The coding region runs from base 317 to 988 and encodes 223 amino acids. The transcript has 8 exons.